AAAGAGAACGAGCGAGCGAAACAACGUCGUGCGGGAGCAAGAGACGACGACGAGCCACAACGUAGCCUGCUCUUCAUCUUCCCUUCUUCCACAACAGCCGCUUCAUCACGCCUCCGUUAUCCUGCCGUUGGGCCUCAUCAUCGUCAUACCGGGCCGCGUCUCAUCAUCGCCCUUGCCUUUGCUCUGACUCCAAAGCCGACCCGCCUCCGCGCGUGCCUGGCUACUAUCGUCAUCGCCAGCCAAUCCCGCCGCAUUGGCGAGCCCAAUUCCCUCUUCCUUUCUUCCUUCGCCCAAUCAUCUCGACUCGCCGCGCGUCCAUCGCGAUCUUCUGUGAUCUGGAGGGCCUGCCCAAGGCCCCCAUCGAACGAUGCGUGCCGAAGUCCUCUCGUCCAACUUCGACCUCCUCAACUCUGGCUUGACGGCUGGUCGCUCCAUCUUCGGCAACCGCAACAACAACGGCACCGGCAGCAGCACUAGCACUAGCAGCAUCCCCACUCGCACCAGAGCACCAACGCUACCUCUGCGAACCCGUCGUACUCGCAGCGGCAACCGGAACGUAUCGCUCAAGGAGAAUAGCAACGCAGAAUCAUCAGCAUCAGCAUCAGCAUCGAACAAGGCUACGACUUCCACGACAAUGCCUUCGCUCCCACGCUUCCUCAAGACGUCGAGGGCAGCCACGAAUGGCAGCGCGAGGGGGGCCUCGUCUUCUGGCACCGCCAAGUCGUCAUCAGAGCCGACUACCGACUCUCCAACAGGAGGCAAGAAGCGCAAGAGGCGUCCAGCUCCUGCUCCGAUUCAGCAGCUGGCCAACACAAAUACGCGCUCCAGUAGUGGAGCAUCGACUCGCUCCUCCAUGCGAUACCGAGGAGGCGCGCCCGUCUCCCAAGCUUCCAUCGACUCAGCUCCUCUCUCCAGGUCAGACUCGGAAUCGAGCGUGGGCUCAGUAGCCUCUCGCAAUACCUCGCAGUCAAGCCUCAGCCUCAGGCGCGACCUCGACAACAUGUUCAUCCAAAGUCAAUCGCCCGAAAGCUCGCCCACUAGUCGACGAGCUCGCGUCGGACGUGGUCAAGCGACAUCAACCUCCGCGAGCAACCUGCGUCGCCGCUCAAGCAAAGUCCAGCACGAAUCAGAUGGCGAGGACAUGUUCGACGACGAGGAGCCAGCUGAAGUCGAAAGACGCGAACAGCUUCUUUUCGACGCUCCCGUGUCACAGCUGGAACGCCAUCGUAAGGCUGUCCUCGCUCGUCUGGCUCUGGAGGCCGGUAUCAUCGUCGCACCUGCAAUGACCAAAUCGCUCAUCAUCGAGGCCAUCGUUGAGCACAGGAGCGCAGCAGCAUCCUCGUCAGCCCCGUCACUGCGUAGAAAGCCAGUCUCUGUCGCUCGCUCAGACUCAGCAGAUUACACAGAUGAGAACAGCGAUGAGGAGCAAGGGCAUGAGGCCGGUGGCGAAGAGACCGAGGCUGAAGUGGGUCCAGUCAAGGGAUUGAAUGGCCGUACUCGCCGACCGCUGAGGACCAAGAAGGCUCUCGGCGUCGUCAAUGCUACGGCCUCGGCAGCGGCGGCAGCCGCAGCCAACAGCCGCCUACUACCAAGGCACAAUGGCUCCGAUGACCCCAAUAUUACCGCUGCAUCGCCUAUGGUCAAUCGUCUUCGCAAGCAAAAGUCGAUCCACUUUGCUUCCUCACCAGUGCGCCCUCGAGGCCGAGCCAAGAAGGCUGCCGAGCAUCACUCGCCCCUCAAGCCUCUCCCGAGACGCAAACUUCAUCGUCAUCUCACGGCCGUUGAAGCGGAGGCUGGUGGCGAUGACGAUCACAUGGACGAAGACUGGAUCGACGACAUGCCGCCCGCCAAAGUCGCUCGCCGUCCGACACGCCGCCCGCAGCGCAAGGCAAAAGCCGAGGCUAAGCAGCAUCUGACUGAGAUGUCCGACGAGGAAAUGGACGAUGCUUGCGACUCCUCAUAUCGUCGCGCAAACCUUGGUGAAAGGACCUCAUCACCCGUGGCCUCGACAUUCGACGACGAUGAGACCGAGACAGACGUCGCCGACACUCAGGGCGAAGAGGGCGACGGCGAGGAAGGAGAGUCUGAUGAUGACGAUGACACCGCCACUCAGAUCGGCGUCCCUGCUGGUGAACACGAAGACGGCGAUGAUACGUACAUCGACUCCGACUCGACAGACACCCCCGACGGCCAUGCCGUUCGCCUCGCCUCGCCAUCCAGCCCCGCGAAGAUGAGACGCUUACGCAAUGGUAAGCUGCGCAUUGUUAAGCAGGCAGUGCCCGAUGUCCAAGACACCGACGUCGAAGUGGAAUCCCAGCUCAGCCUCGCGCCAGCCACUCCGAAGCCAAAGAACAGGACAAAGGCCAAUGGCAAGGCGCGAAGAGGCAGCAACACCGCUGGUAGCGGGGCUGAUAGCGAUCGCACCUCGCGCGGCUCGCAUCCUGAGGCUGAUCCCAAAGCCAAGGCCAAGCUUGCUACCCCUCAGCUCGAGUCAGAGAACGAAGAAGCCAAGUCAGCCGACCCUGAACACAUCGACGAGCUCAACGGCCUCGACCUCGAAAGCCUCAAUCUCACCGACAAGGAGAUCGCCUCGAAACAGCUCUCCAAGACAAGCAAGAUCGGCUCUGGCGGCUUCAAGGACGUCUACGUUGGUAUCUGGCGCGUGGGAAAGCGUCGCAACAAAGUUGCCAUCGCGGACAUCCGCGAGAAGCUGACCGAGAUGGACAUCAAGGAGCUUGGCCUGCUGCGCGACCUCAAGCACGAGAACAUCGUCCGCUUCAUCGGCGUGAGCAUUCCAGACGACACGGCCCGCACUGGCAUACCGUGCAUGAUCGUCUCUGAGUUGUGUUCCAACGGCGAUCUCUGGGACUACAUCCGCAACGUCAAGGCUCCGUCCAAUCUGGACAUUUUCCGCAUGCUCCUCGAGACGGCGCGUGGGCUCGAGUAUCUGCACAUGCACUCCAUUGUGCACCGCGACGUCAAGUCGUCCAACGUACUCGUAACCCGCUCACGCUCCUGCAAGAUCAACGACUUCGGCCUCGCCCGUGUCAAAAAGUCACAACGUUCCAAGAUGCAUUCCGUCGUGGGCACUGUCAACUGGCAAGCCGUCGAGCUCUGGUGCGCUGCCCCUCAGUACAAUGAGAAGGUCGACGUGUGGAGUGCAGCCAUGACCUUUUGGGAGACGCUGCAGUGGCAUGAGGAGUACAAGUCGUAUCCCUUUGAGGGGAUGAACGAGUUCAUGAUCUACGAGGAGGUUGGGAAGAAGGGGCUGAGGCCGAAGACGGACAGGAUCGCCGAGCUGUUUGGCGACGAGAUCGUUAGGCUAUUGAACAGGAUGUGGGACACUGAUCCAAGGAAGAGGCCUACGAUGGAUAUGGUCUGUGCGGAUUUGGAGCACUUGAUUGAGACGAAGAAGUUGGAGGCGGGCAUUUGAGUGCGGCGACGAGGAGCAGGAAAGGAGAAGAAGCGAUAGCCAGAGCGCUACACGCCAGCACACUCGCACAGGCAAAGAUACAUCAACGCAGCAACAACAUCAUUACUACCGCCAUCAUCACCAUCAAAUCAUUGUACAUUCCCCCUCACUACCCAGCGCGUCGAGCUCCCCUCUCACUCGCCUCCACCAUCAAGCAGAAUCUACACAUGCCGCUCACGUAAGGCAGUCCCCCUCUUCACCCCACUCCUUCUGUAUUUGUUCAUCGUUCACUGUUCACUUCACAUCGGAUAAUUUCGUUACACGUCCGCUAGUCUGAUGCGUGUGAAGACAGUCUUGGUUGGGUGAGACGCAUCAGACAGUCUUGGUUGGGCGGGCGCCUCAUUCGUCAUCAUCCGAGUCCACUGCGCCCUCUCCCCU
Messenger RNA from Jaminaea rosea, 3850 nucleotides. RefSeq lists its product as hypothetical. Gene Ontology annotation, cellular component: cytoplasm. The record is from RefSeq and is a predicted model, not a curated record. Gene Ontology annotation, molecular function: ATP binding; protein kinase activity. The transcript has a single exon. The coding region runs from base 368 to 3433 and encodes 1021 amino acids. NCBI's taxonomy places the organism in Eukaryota, Fungi, Basidiomycota, Exobasidiomycetes, Microstromatales. Gene Ontology annotation, biological process: protein phosphorylation; signal transduction.